Rhagoletis zephyria (snowberry fruit fly) is the source of this 828-nucleotide messenger RNA. Its product is annotated as prolyl 4-hydroxylase subunit alpha-2. Gene Ontology annotation, molecular function: protein binding; procollagen-proline 4-dioxygenase activity. Gene Ontology annotation, cellular component: endoplasmic reticulum. The record is from RefSeq and is a predicted model, not a curated record. Lineage: Eukaryota; Metazoa; Arthropoda; Insecta; Diptera; Tephritidae.
AUGCCAUUGACCCUUCAUAAGCCAUUGAACGGAAAGAUCAUCAAAACGUACAAAUUUACUAAGGCAGCAACAAAAUCAACAUCACAUCUUACAUUUUUGCUACUUAUGCUAAUUACUUUGCUGGUCAAUGUUCUCGACGCAGCAGCAGCAGCAGCAGCUCAAGCUACAGAUUAUAGUAGCGCAACAACAUCUUCAGUGGCCGCGGAUCAAUAUGGCUUGGAGCAGUAUUUGGAUACGCAAAUAGUGCUCAUUGAUACGCUGCGCGAGUAUAUCAAUGCAUUGGAGCAAAAAAUUGAUAUUAUAAAGUGUUAUUCCAUUUUGUUGUAUCCUUUUUCUUGUCUUUUGAAUACCUCCAGCAAAACGGAGCAAAUCAAAACUAUCAACGAUGUGGCUCUCACCGAUGUGCCUAAAUAUGUAAACAAUCCCUUGAAUGCGCUGACAAUGCUUAAACGAUUUACCUCCGAUUGGCAUAUUUUGCAACAAUACGCACACAACGUUAACAACACGAAAAAAAUCGUCCAAAAUCUCACAAAUACUAGAAAUUCAUUAAAAUUCCCGAGCGAAAGUGAUUUCGAUGAGGCAGCCGGCAAUCUACUGCGUAUUCAAGGAAUUUACCAACUGCAGUCGGAGGGACUAGCAAUGGGCGAAGUUAGUGGUGUGAAAUUGGGCUCAACAAUGUCCUGGAGCGAUUGUCUGGAAAUUGGCCGCAAAUCAGUACAAAAAGGGGAUUUUAUGAUUGCGAAAUUUUGGAUUGAGGCGGCAUUGGGAACGCUGCCUAGUGAGGGAACAAAAUCGGCGAUAAUGAGUGCGNAAAAGGGGAUUUUAUGA